CAUCACGUUGUGUGGAGCAGCUAGUGAUAAGAUUGGUGCGAAUUUGAGGUGGUAGCGGAAGGUGAUGAUCAAGUCGCGGUUUUCUUUACAUCAAAACAAACAGAGAGAAAUCGGAUUGAGCGAGCGGAAGUGGUGUAAAGUACUGUGAGACUAGAAGCAAAUGCACGCUUGAGGGAGGACGCCCCAUCGUUGUGUUUCCUGACGUCUCCCCUGUACCACCCCGCCCCCGUAUCGACUAGGUGCCAUCUACGUAGCUUGAUAAGGGAAAUUGGAUUACGUUUGAUUGUGACAAGCGAUGAAUAUCAGUUUGAAUUAAAGAAGCGCGCAAUUGACCCCAGCAAGGCUUCUGGGAAAAUACAAUCUCCGUGGAUAAUGCCUUCCAUCUCGAUCGUCACCAUCGAACAGACACCCUCUUCCACCCUCAGGUUCCACGCGCAAAUCAACCCCAGCUGCUGCUGGUUCAAUCAGUGGCUUCACGAAUGAGAUCAUCAUAUGUUAUCAGCGUUUGUUUGCAGAAGGUGCAAAACGUAGAAGCCGUGCAAAUUUGUUUAUUCGCUAAUUAGCCCCCGCACUGCAUUUGCACGAUGGAAGUUUCACGCGAGGAUUGGAUCGACCGUGCCCAGGAGAACAUGAAAAAGUUUCUCAACAGGGGAGGUAGCUGCAGGGGUGACGAACCACAGCUGUUGCAGGGAAUCAGCCUGGACAAUACGCUCGGCUACGUGCUGAGCCUCACCAUGAAGGAUCCAAACGAGUGGACCGAUGAGGAACUGCAGCUUGAGUACAUGGAACAGCUCUGCUUCUACGAUGAGGAAUCGCGCAAAACGAUCGAUAAGCUCGUUCAGCAGAUUUACAACGGUAUCCAUCGGAACGUUACGUGCCGGUUGACAAUCCUGCCGAUCGAGUUGUUCAGCGAAGGGAAACUGUACGAGGUGCCACUGUUUCGGUAUCAAUUCCAGCAGGCGACGGAUACGGAGCCGAAGUUUAUCGAUUCCAUUGGGAGGGUGUAUCAGCAUUUUGAAGAUUUUCUGAAGAACAACAAGUACCCGUCGGCGGAGAUGAUGUACCCCAAGGAGGGACGGUUGGUGGCGACCAAUUUGAAGAAUGUGGUUUAUGAUAUUGGCAAAACACCGGCGUGGAAGAACUACUACUUCAAGGCGUUGGAUAUUGCUACCGGAAUCAUUGGUAUCGCCGGUGCCACGGGUGCCAUCUUUCUGUCGGGUGGCCUGGCCACCCCUUUCAUCGCGGCCAGUGUCGGUUCGGCCAUCUACGCCACAGGUCGGUCGAUCGAUGUCCUGCGCGACAAAAGUGCCCACCAGGAAUCGCUGAAUCCGUUCUGCGACUCGGAAUCCCGCACGGCGUGGCUCAGCCUGACGGCCCACGUGCUCACCUUCGGAACUAUGCCGCACAUAUCGGCCCUCUCGGGGGUUGCUUCCACCAGCCACAGCAUCGCCACCGGGUUUAAGGUGUGCAACUUCAUCAACGAAACUGGAAAUAUCAUUAGCGAUCUGGUAAUUUGCGACACCCUGUCGGCGAUGCAUUCCAAUUACUACAAUGCAAGUAUCGAGACGCGCCUGGCGCAUGCAGCCUCGAUCUGCUUCUGGACCAAGACGGUGAUCAGCAUCCGCCAGGCGGAGCUGAUGAUGAAGAACAAUGCGAUCGUGGCAUUGAAGCUGUUCGGUUUUGAGGACCAUUUAUGUGAGUAUUUCAAUAAUGAUUCGCGGGCGAUUGACAUCGGGCUGAGGAUCGUGAAGUAUUCGUUGCAAAACAAUGUGACGAUUGCUUCGGACAAGACCAACACCAAGGUCAUCACGAUCGAUGGGUUCAAGUUUAGUAUAGAAACGUUGCUUGAGUUGGAACCUGCAGAGGUGCAGAAGUUGUUUGACAUUCUACAGGCGGUGGGCACCGAUCGGGACCGGGAGUUGUUCGGUGAGUUGAGGCUGCUCUGUGCGAGCGAUGUAGAUUUGGUGAGGCUCAUUUCCGGGGAAGCCGAAAGGGAAAAUCUACCCGGUACCGAGUUGGCUGAAAUGUUGUUGAAGGUUUACGCUUCGAUGAAAAGUCAGGAUCAGUUCAAGAUGAGUCUUAACACGACGGACGGUGUUUGUAUAGGCAACGGGCUCAAGCUGGGGAUCAAAGCGGCUUACAUAAUAUUUGCUUCCAAAGAUGAGCACCAGGGCGUAGGACCGCUGAUAGACGCUGUGCUAGAGCUUCCACCCGAGCAGUGUGAAGCGCUGACCAAGAUAAUCAAAACCAAACCGGAUUACAUAUCAAUUUUUAAGCUGAAACCUAGCGAUGAAAGUAGCGAAGAGAUCAGUAGCAGAAUUAGAAGCGAAAUUUUAAAGGCCUUAAAAGAAGAAGAGCAUUAAGUUUUAAACAUUUCACGUGGAACAAACAAAACUAAAUCUAGCCAAAUUUUGUAGGAACGUAGAGAAACUGUUAGUGACGAGAACUUUUAAUGCACCGCGAAAGGAAAAGUUUUUACGACGGGGAGUAGCUCCUCCGAAAGACACGCACACACAUUCACACACAUUUUAAUUUAGUCGAUAGUUUCGGGUGAUAGUUUUCUAAAAGAAAAAGAAAAACCAUUUCUAGUGAUGACGCUUUAAAGUUUUAAACUUACACCACAACAACAACAAAAAUGAUAAGACUAAUCUGCACCUGUUUAGACGAAUUUAGAGCAACGUGAGUUGUAGCAACACAACACCAAACAAACAUAUGCUGCUUAGAGUAGCAAUUGAAAAGCAUAAUGUAAACUUAGCUUAUGGUAGAAGAGUGAAAGCCCAAAAACUAAAUAUAUCUGUUAGAUUCAAUCGCCGUGAGAAUGAAACAAAACAAAACCGUACAUCAGAGUGAAAUCCAAAACCGAAAAUCGAAAACAAAAUUUGUCAGACUCCAACCAACACUUGCUACAGAUUUAUUUUACAUACUUUUACGAACCAACGUUGAAAACGCGGAACUAGCAUCACUGUAUUACGAAUGCUUUAUUUUUGAAAAAUAUAUUACUGAACUCAGAAUACCGCUCGCUGGACGGUACCAAGCUCU
Molecule: messenger RNA, 3039 nt
Organism: Ochlerotatus camptorhynchus
Lineage: Eukaryota; Metazoa; Arthropoda; Insecta; Diptera; Culicidae
Gene: pst
Product: pastrel
Exons: 5
Coding region: 585-2363 (592 amino acids)
Source: RefSeq, a predicted model, not a curated record